GUGCUAAGAAUAUCUUUCUCCUCGAGCGCCGCUCUCUCGCCUUCUUUUCCUCUGCGCCGCCGAGAAAGAGGACGAAUUUUAAUAAAAAUCCGGCCGACCGGCGUAAAAAUUUGAAAUCGCGUGGGGCGCGUGCGCGUUGAUUUUGAAAAAACAAAUCACUCGAGUUCGCACCGCUUGUUGAGUUGGUUUUCUCGCUUUUCACCGAGACGCGUCGGCUCCCAGGACAGUGUAGGCCGCCCUUUGCUUUGGCAUUAGUUGAGAGAGGACUCGCGUGCGCAGCAGGGAUGUCUGCCUCCGUCAGCAAAACCACCAAGACCUACACCUACCGCUCCUCCGGAGGUGGCAACGCUGACGUCAGCAUCGAGUACUCCGCUGACCUCAGUGCCCUCACCCGUCUCGAGGACAAAAUCCGCCUUCUCCAAGAUGACUUGGAAUCGGAACGCGAACUCCGCCAGAGGAUCGAGCGUGAAAAGGCCGACCUGAGCGUGCAAGUGAUUACUCUGUCUGAGCGACUGGAGGAGGCCGAGGGCGGCGCCGAAAGCCAGUUCGAAAUCAACAAGAAGCGCGACACCGAACUGACCAAGCUGCGCAGGCUGCUGGAGGAUGUGCACAUCGAGAGCGAAGAGACAGCUUCCCUGCUCAAGCGCAAGCACCAGGAGAUCGCCAACGACUUCCAGGAGCAGGUCGAUGCCCUCACCAAGGCCAAGACUAGGGCCGAGAAGGAGAAGGCCAAAUUCCAGGCGGAAAUUUACGAGCUCUUGAAUCAGGUCGAAGUUUCCAACAAGGAGAGGCUUAUGGGAGCAAAGACGAUCGAGCGCCUCGAAAUCACUGUCCACGACCUUAGCAUCAAGAUCGAAGAGCUCAGCCGCACCGUCAUCGACAUCACCUCCAUCAAGUCUAGGAUUUCUCAGGAAAACAUUGAGCUGACUAAGGAGGUGCAGGAACUCAAGGUUAACAUUGAGAAUGCACUCUACCUGAAGAGUCAGGUCGUUACCCAGCUUGAGGAUUGCCGCCGUCGUCUUGAAGAUGAGGACAGGAGGCGUUCAACCCUGGAGUCGACCCUUCACCAGGUCGAGAUCGAACUGGAGUCGGUGCGCGUGCAGCUGGAGGAGGAGUCCGAGGCCCGGCUGGACAUCGAGAGGCAGUUGGUGCGCGCCAACGCCGACGCGCAGACCUUCAAGUCCAAGUACGAACUGGAAGUGAACGCUCGCGCCGAGGAGGUGGAGGAGAUCAGACGCAAGUUCACGAUCCGCAUCCAGGAGUCGGAGGAGCACAUCGAGACCCUGAUGGUCAAGAUCAACGCCCUGGAGAAGCAGAAGUCGCGUCUGCAGAGCGAAAUCGAGGUGCUGAUCAUCGACCUGGAGAAGGCCAACAACACCGCCCGCGAACUGCAGAAGCGCGUCGAGCAGCUCGACCGCCUCAGCGUCGACCUCAAGUCCAAGCUGGACGAGACCACCAUCGCCUACGAGUCCUCCAUCCGCGACCUCAGGAACAAGCAGGCCGAACUGCAGCGCGCCAACCACGAGCUGGAGAAGACCCGCGACCAGAAGGAGGCCCUCGUGCGCGAGAACAAGAAGCUUGGCGACGAUUUGUCUGACACCAAGCUGCAGUUGACCGAGGUCAGCCGCCGCUACCACGAGUUGGAGGUUGAGAUCCGCCGUCUGGAGAACGAACGUGAAGAAAUCACCACCGCCUACAGGGAAGCCGAGGCUAGCCGCAAGGCUGAGGAGCAGAAGGCCCUGCGCCUGACCUCCGAGUUCAACCAGUUCCGCCAUGAAACCGAGAAGCGCAUCGCCAUCAAGGACGAGGAAAUCGAAUCCAUUCGCAAGCAGACCAGCUUGGAGAUUGAACAGCUGAACUCGCGCGUCAUCGAGGCCGAGACCAAGCUUAAGACUGAGGUCACCCGCAUCAAGAAGAAGCUGCAGAUCCAGAUCACCGAGUUGGAAAUGUCUCUGGACGUGGCCAACAAGAGCAACAUCGAGCUCCAGAAGACCAUCAAGAAACAGUCCCUCCAACUCACUGAAAUCCAAGCCCACUACGACGAGGUGCACCGUCAGCUCCAGGUCACUGUUGACCAGUACAGCGUGGCCCAGCGCAAGUUGCAGGCCCUCACUGCCGAAGCCGAGGAGAUCCGCGGCAACUACGAGGCUGCCCUGCGCGGAAGGCGCGCUGCUGAGCAGCAGUACGAGGAGGCGACCACCCGCAUCUCCGAACUGACCACCAUCAACGUCAACCUGGCCUCCACCAAGAACAAGUUGGAGCAGGAGUUGUCCGUCAUCGCUUCCGACUAUGACGAAGUCACCAAGGAGCUCAGAAUUGCCGACGAGCGUUACCAGCGCGUGCAGUCCGAGCUGAAGCACGUCGUCGAGACUCUGCACGAGGAGCAGGAGCGCGUGGUCAAAAUCGAGUCCAUCAAGAAGUCACUGGAGGUCGAGGUCAAGAACCUGUCCAUCCGCCUCGAGGAGGUCGAGACAAACGCCCUUGUCGGAGGAAAGCGCGCCAUCAGCAAGCUGGAGGCCAGGAUCCGUGAUAUUGAGCUCGAACUUGACGAGGAGAAGAGACGCCACGCCGAAACCAUUAAAAUUCUGCGCAAGAAGGAGCGCGUGGUCAAGGACUGUGCUCUGCAAAACGAAGAGGACUCCAAGACCAUCUCUCUUUUGCAGGACGCCUAUGACAAGAUCAACGUUAAGGUCAACCUGUACAAGCGACAGCUACAAGAAACUGAGGGCAUGUCGCAGCAGAGCGUGACCAGAGUAAGGAGGUUCCAGCGCGAGCUUGAGGCCGCCGAGGAGCGCGCCGACACUGCCGAGAGCAACUUGUCCCUGAUCAGGGCCAAGCACCGCACCUUUGUCACAUCUUCGACCAUCCCUGGCAGCCAGGUGUACCUAGUACAGGAGACUGUCAGGUCGUCUUCCGCCGAGUAUAAUUAAUCCACAGAGAGAGGAAUUAAAAAAAUAAAUAUCAUCUUAAGCAAAAUCAUCUCGCGACAAGGAUUAAUUGGGAACUAUUGGACUCGGUGCCAAAGCUGUAAAAACUAGCGCGGGUGUCGCUCGUCUAGGUGCAUUUUAGCCACACAUGAUAUUAUAUAUUCCUCGACACCCGUUCGCGCGCCAACUUUUUCCGGAUGAUAAGCCUUUGUGUCUCUGCGCGGCGCCGAACGCAAUUUUUUUUAUAGCUUUAGCACCGAUGACAAAAAAUUUCCACCAUGGGUGUCAUUUUAUAUCAUGCUAAAUUGUUGGAAAUUAUUGUGAAAUAAUAACAGAUUUAUGGUAUUUAACAAGGUGUUGUUAUUUAAUCUGUCUAUUAUAAGUUUAAAAAGAACUAAAAAAAAUAAUAAAAAAAAAAUCUAAAACAUCUGUUUCUGUCUGCCGCAAGU
Messenger RNA from Neocloeon triangulifer, 3376 nucleotides. RefSeq names its product paramyosin, long form (gene Prm). The record is from RefSeq and is a predicted model, not a curated record. The coding region runs from base 285 to 2930 and encodes 881 amino acids. Lineage: Eukaryota; Metazoa; Arthropoda; Insecta; Ephemeroptera; Baetidae. The transcript has 16 exons. Gene Ontology annotation, cellular component: myosin complex.